GCAGGAUCAGAAUUAGAGUUUGAAGAACCUAGGCAAACCAAACAAGCUCCUUGAGCACACGUGAGCAAUAUCCAAUCCGUUACCGACUGGCAAAAACCCUAAUCUGACAACACGUGUCCCUUUCUCUAGCACUCCAUGCCAUCUAAACCCAGUAAAACAACUUUGAUAGGCAUUCUUUCGUACUAAAACAGCACCUUUAUUACUCAACUUAGCAAACCUCAAAACCCUAAUAAAUUCCCUCCGUUUGCAAUCCACCACCAUAAAACGAUCUACCGCUUGCACAUUAUAAAUAUUGUCCAAAAUCUAACGGCUAAUAUUCAGAAUGGCGUUAUUAGAUCUGAAUUUGAGUAUCGUCAGCUCAUUUUUGCUCUCAUCCGAGGAACAACUUCAAUGGUUAUGGUUUUUGAACUUUAAGAUCCAGUAGAAAUAUUGAUUAAGAAUGAGAACAUGGAGUGGAUGGCGUCGUUUCAUCCUUUGUUUCUUUCUGCUUCUCGUCAUCUUUCAUAUCUUCUCUGAAAAAUUGAUUUUAGUGCUGGAAUUGCAUUCGAACUCGGUCACUGAAGCUCCCCAGAAGAAUCGGAAUAAAAAGUCUGAUCAUCUGGUUCUUGGGCCUGCUGCUGGCCAAGGCUUGCCUGAUCGGUUGCAAUGCGAAGGCUCCAAAGCUCUCAACAAAACCCAUUUGCUAGAUUCUUCCUCUGGCUCCAAUGUUGGAGAUAACGUUGCAUUUGUUACCGUCUUUACCAUUUACAACACUUCACUGGAUUCUAUUCCUGAUGAUAGAUCAUCAAAUUUAGUCACUGUUGGGAAUGUUUCUUACAGUAAGAUGGAGAGGUCAAUGGCCAUUUUGAAUGUAUUCAUUAAUUUCAUUCAGGUGACUAUGCCUCGAAGCAAUGUUAUCAUCCUAACUGAUCCAGCAUCUGAUCUCUCGCUGCAAAGAUAUAAAGUCACUCUGUAUCCUAUUCAGGGAGAAUAUUCUCGAGAAAAAUUGAUGCUUCAAAGAAUCAAAUCUUACAUUAAUUUUCUAGACAUGAAGCUCAAGGAGCUUGCUAAGAACCCAGUGCAUAAAAGCCAUUACAUCUUUACAGACUCGGAUAUAGCUGUGGUUGAUGACCUAGGGCGCAUUUUUCAUGAAUAUCCAAAUUUCCAUAUAGCCCUCACCUUCCGCAACAACAAAGAGCAGCCUUUAAAUUCUGGGUUUAUUGCAGUAAGGGGGACUGCCGAGUCAAUUUUGAGAGCAAAGCUUUUCCUUCAGCAUGUGCUAGAAGUCUACACUUCCAAGUACAUGAAUGCUUCUCGAAUGCUUGGAGAUCAGUUAGCUCUUGCAUGGGUCAUAAGGUCACACCCCGGCUUUGAUCUGCGGAGAUUUCGCAAAGCACAGGCUUUUAUGGAUGAGAUGGGAGGUGCAUCAGUGCUCUUUCUACCAUGUGCUACAUAUAAUUGGACACCACCUGAGGGAGCAGGUCAAUUUCACGGAAUGCCUUUGGAUGUCAAGGUGGUGCAUUUUAAGGGAUCAAGGAAACGUUUAAUGCUCGAAUCAUGGAAUUUCUUCAGAUCUGCUUCUGACAUUUCUGAUAUGUUGUGCCUUAUUUUAAUGAGUGGUAGAACUAAGUAUGAUUUCUGAUAUGUAAUACUUGCUUCUUCUUUUUUCAAAUUCUCUUGAUUUUUA
Messenger RNA from Ricinus communis (castor bean), 1666 nucleotides. RefSeq lists its product as uncharacterized. The record is from RefSeq and is a predicted model, not a curated record. NCBI's taxonomy places the organism in Eukaryota, Viridiplantae, Streptophyta, Magnoliopsida, Malpighiales, Euphorbiaceae. Bases 440 to 1621 code for a protein of 393 amino acids. The transcript is spliced from 7 exons.